Molecule: messenger RNA, 2574 nt
Organism: Leishmania braziliensis MHOM/BR/75/M2904
Lineage: Eukaryota; Euglenozoa; Kinetoplastea; Trypanosomatida; Trypanosomatidae
Exons: 1
Coding region: 1-2574 (857 amino acids)
Source: RefSeq, a predicted model, not a curated record
AUGUCUGCUACCACAGCCCAAGUUUACGGGAAACUCGUGCCAGGUCAGUUGCUACAACUCACUGGCAACAGCAAGCCCACUAUCGUCACCCCGCUCUGCAAUGAGGCCGGCCUUAACUUGCUCAUUCGCACAUACAAGGGUGAGGGAUACCUGCCGUACUUCACGCACGCCGCAAAGGCCGCUAGGGCAACUCUUGUCGAUGAGCUCCGUGACGCCGGCGUUGAAGUGCCAGAGGGCGCGGAGGCGUCUCACCUGGAAGAUGUAUGCGGCGUGCGCUGCCAUGAUGAGGCCAGCUGCCGCCAUGUAAUACAUGAAGACAUCACAGAAACCGUGUACGAGGAGGAUAAGAAUGAUGCACGCGUCAUUGUCGCCUGCGACCCUAUCCAGACAAAGCUGCGUGAUGACUGCAUGGAGUGCUUCCCUCGCCUUGACAAGGUGAGAAAGCAAGAGGAACUCGUGGUGCGCGUACACCUCUUUUACCCGAGCUCCAUGCCAUGCAUGAGCAUCCAGGAUAGGCGCGCGCGUCUCGUCACACAUAAACACUUUGUGCGAAAAAAUGCGCGCACGUCACAGGGCUACCACACCUUCCACUACGCCAAGCGCGACAACUACUCGGCGCCUACGCCGGACUACGAGUCCAUGUUCCCCUACACAACCAAGGCCGAGGAGAGCAGUGGCUUCACGAUGGGGUGCAAGUGCAUCGCCAUCACGGUAGAGACGGUCUUCGUGCGCGACCCGGCGCGCCAGCAGCGCCCGCUCUACGCCGAGGACGCAGAGCAGGCGCGCGUGUACUUCUCCUACGUGCGCCCCAGCGCCUUCGUCACGGAUGAUGAGCUGACGGAUCACUUCCCGCUCGAGUCGCUGGACGCAGCCACCAUGCCGGCCUUCGCGGAUGACCGCGAGGUGGAGAAGUACAAUGUGCUGGUGCGGCUGUACCUGCUGGCGCACGACCAGGAAUGGACAACGACAAGAUCGUACGGCUGCCCGCACCCGCUCGGCGGCCCCGUGGACCUGCCAGUGCUGUAUCACUCAAGCGCGACGGAGGUGGUCGUGCCAGACCGGCACAGUCGCAACUCGCCGGUACUGCUACAGCAAUGUCUACUCCCGGAUGUGGAGUCACAGAUCACGCGCUUUUGUUUCCGUCGUGUCGUGAGCGAGGUACUACGGCAGCGCGUUCUGGCAGCAGCGGCAGACACCCCCGAGCGCUACGUCGCCAUCGUCUGCUACAUGCCGCACGGUGACCGCGUACCCGUCUUCACGGACGAGCAGGUCAGAGUGAUGGCGCGUCUGUACCCGCACCUCGGCAUCCGCAGUCCUGCCAACCGCCGCGAGUGGGCAUGCCUUAGCCGCACGCUUUAUCAGCACGGCAUCUCACUCUUCGACAUUCUCGCAGCGGUCGGCUGCCCGCUGCGCGACGCGCAGGGCGCCGUUAUCGACACCGGCGCCUACGUUCCCUACACGGCGGACAUGGCCGAUGACUACUUCCUCGUGAUCGCCAACCGCCCGCUGCGCGACUACAUUUGCUUCACAAACCAGCGCUGGGUGCACGAGCAGCUGCGGUUUCCCGAUCACCGCCCACCCAUCGGCGCGCGAGCCUUCGCUGCCUGGGUGCGUUACUGGAACACAAUGGCGCAGCUGAAGCAGGAACUGGAAGAGCAGGCGAGCGUAGACACAGUGAGUGCGCACCUGGGCCUGGGGCUACCGGGGAGCACCAUGGUGCAGCGCGCAGCGUGUCUGGUGAACGGCCGCGUGACGGAUGCCGAGGGCGGCUUGAUCUUCCCAGAGUUGGGUGGGCGGCGCUUCCGCGAUAGGGUAUACGCCAGUGCACUGCUGCCCGGUACGCCGAUGCUGUACACUUUUUGGAUCGAUCGAAAACUGUGCUUUUCGUGUGUGCGCGCGCCGAUUCGCUUUAUUCGAGGGCUGCCGUCAGACGAGACGGUUCGGGAGCUGCCGGAGAAGAAUGUGAUACAGGUCGUUGGCGUCCCUCCUAGUCGUGGUGGCGGCGCACAGUGGGGUGGACGUGGCGAUAGACAAGGAGCUAGUGUGGCGAUCCAUGCUGGGUCAAUGGGAGUCCCGAGAGCAAGACACAUGAAACCGCUCUUUUCGCUCCCAACGAGGGGAAUCCACGCCCACGGAGACCCGAUGGCCUCAGUGCAUGGCUUCGGCAGCGGCGGAGGACCGGGCUGGAAGCCAGCGUUGCAGGCACCUGACGGUCCCAAAAAACAGCAUCCUCCUCCUCACAUGGAGGUCCACAGUGCCCCAAUGCACCAUCACCGCCACCGCGGUGAUGGACCGCCCGGAGUGUGGCGGCAGCCUCUGUGGCACCACCAGCACCAGCAGGGUCCUACGCAAGGGAAAGGUGGAUAUGAGACGAUAGCAAAUCCCCACGGAAGCCAGCAGCAGCAUCGUGAAAGAGAGCAGGAGAGCUCAACGCGCAGUCGAGCAGUUGGGUCUGCGCCGCACCAACACUACCGCUCUCAUAACGAUCCCUCCAUGUAUAGGACUGAGACACUCGCAUACGAUCAGUAUAGUGACAACCGCGGGGGCCCAAAAAGGGGCGCGGCGUCACGGUAG